Fragaria vesca subsp. vesca is the source of this 877-nucleotide messenger RNA. Its product is annotated as NADH dehydrogenase [ubiquinone] iron-sulfur protein 4, mitochondrial-like. The coding region runs from base 101 to 592 and encodes 163 amino acids. The transcript is spliced from 4 exons. Gene Ontology annotation, biological process: electron transport chain. Lineage: Eukaryota; Viridiplantae; Streptophyta; Magnoliopsida; Rosales; Rosaceae. The record is from RefSeq and is a predicted model, not a curated record.
CGUUUUCUGGUAAACAGAACUCCCGUACUUUCACUUUCACUUCACACUUUUUCACAGAGCGCGCGAGUUGGGUAUCUUCCUCUGACUCGUCAAAUCGGCGAUGGCGAACUCACUGCAACGCAUCUCGAGCCACGCUCGUCUUCUCCGGACCACUAUCGCUUCUGGGUCGAGACCAUUCUCCGCCGACGCUUUGGUCGAGUACCGCCCCGGCGAGAUCGGAAGAGUCUCCGGCAUCCCCGAUGAACAUCUCGCCAGAAAGGUUGUGAUAUACUCACCGGCAAGAACUGCGAGUCAACAAGGAUCAGGGAAAGUUGGCAAGUGGAAGAUUAACUUUGUGUCCACACAGAAGUGGGAGAAUCCAUUGAUGGGCUGGACCUCAACUGGGGACCCUUAUGCGAACGUUGGUGAUGCCGGACUAGGUUUUGACAGCGAAGAAGCUGCAAAGUACUUUGCCCAGAACCAUGGUUGGGAUUAUGUGGUUAAAAGGCGGCACACGCCAUUGUUGAAGGUAAGAGGCUCUUCAUAUAUUGUUAAAACUUUUCCACUGUCAUCUGAUAACACCUUUCUGUACAUGUAUAUGAGGUUGGGUUAGGACACACAUUUGUAUUUAAUAUGAGAUUAAGACAUUGAUUUCAUGUGGGGGAAAACAUUAUUUUAUUAACUUGAAGAACUGCAACUGAUUUGGUGUCCUGCUAACUGUGCUAAUAAAACUUCGACUUACUUUUAGCCACCCUAAGCAGUCAUCUAUUGCAAACAAAAUGUUCCUUUGAAGUUAAUAUCAUGCCAAGGUGCAUGAGUGAAAAUUUCUUAUGUGGAACAAUAGAGAUUGCUUAGUGGCAUCAAGCUGAAAUGGCAUACUCGGUUCAUGUUUAGUAGG